Molecule: messenger RNA, 502 nt
Organism: Magnolia sinica
Lineage: Eukaryota; Viridiplantae; Streptophyta; Magnoliopsida; Magnoliales; Magnoliaceae
Product: ATP synthase subunit epsilon, mitochondrial
Exons: 2
Coding region: 52-276 (74 amino acids)
Biological process (GO): proton motive force-driven mitochondrial ATP synthesis
Cellular component (GO): mitochondrial inner membrane
Molecular function (GO): proton-transporting ATP synthase activity, rotational mechanism
Source: RefSeq, a predicted model, not a curated record
AUAUAUAUAUAUAGAAUUGGGGAGACGAAGGAGAGAGAACGAAGAAGAUCGAUGGCAUCAGCAGCAGCAUCGAACGCGGCCGUUCCCUUCUGGAGAGCAGCAGGCAUGACAUACAUAACCUACUCCAACAUCUGCGCCUCUCUCGUCCGCAGCUGCCUCAAAGAGCCCUACAAAUCCGAAUCCAUUUCCCGUGAGAAAGUCCAUUUCGCUGUCUCCAAAUGGACUGACGGCAAGCCCGAGAAACCGACCAUUCGUUCGGAUUCACCCGAUGAGUGACUCUAGAGGGAAGGGGGGUCUCUGCGGCUGAAGAUGUCUAGUGGAUUGUGUGCCUUGAUAGAGUUGGCUGGGUUUUUCAGGUUAGUUGUUUAAUCUUUCUUUCGAUGUAGUCUUGAUGAUGUUCUGAGAUUUUUUCUUAAUCAAAUCACAUUUCGGGGUUGGUAAUAAGACAAUGGCUGUUAUAACACUAAUUCAGCUUUUUAUUCCUUGCCAAGGAAUUUCUCAA